GAAAUGGGGCAGCUUUUAGUAUAUGUCGCUUUCGUUUAGAGAACCGUCGUCGACGCCGAUUAUUGAUUUAGAUUAGCUUCCCCGGAAUUCUUCAGGUUUCUCAUUUCAGAAUAGAUGCGACGACUGCGGGGGCUGUUCUUGCGUUUAUGAUUCAGGUUCUUAUUAUUUGGGAAUCAUAAAGCGAAUUUUGAAAAUUGUAACCCUAUGAGGUUGCUUUACUUUUCUCCAAGAUUAAACAUAGUGGUCUUCGUCACUGUAGCUGUGGGAUUAGUUACUUUUUCUUCAUAUUUUAUUGAUGGCAACAUUUGGGGCACAAAUCAUAAGUUUUAUCCUGUAUCUAGGGUUCCGAUUAAGGGGCCUGGCAAACCUCCAAUAUUUGCUUAUUGGAUUUCUGGCACCAAGGGUGAUGGAAAGAAGAUUUUUAGGCUGCUGAAAGCUGUCUAUCAUCCAAGGAAUCGUUAUCUUUUGCAUCUUGAUGCAGGGUCCACUGAAUCUGAAAGGAGAAACUUGGCUAGAUUGGUUCAAUAUGAGAAGAUUUUUCAAGCUUUCUCAAAUGUUGAUGUAAUUGGGAAGGCUUAUGCGGUUGAUCGAAGUGGGUCUUCAGUGGUUGCUGCUAUACUUCAUGGAGCUGCAGUUAUGCUCAAGAUUUGGAAUGAUUGGGAUUGGUUGAUCACUUUAAGUGCUUUAGAUUAUCCCGUUGUUACUCAGGAUGAUCUGCUGUAUGCGUUUACUUCAUUGCCUAGGGAUCUUAAUUUCAUUGAUCACACGAGUGAUCUUGGGUGGAAAGAGUCUGAAAGAUUUGAUAAAAUAAUUGUAGAUCCAAACCUUUAUAUGGACAGUAAUAUGAAAUGCUUUAUGGCUUCAGAAACUCGGCAAACCCCUGAUGCUUUCAGAAUAUUCACAGGUUCUCCUUGGGUGAUACUCAGUAGAUCUUUCAUGAAGCACUGCAUAUACAGCUUAGAUAAUCUCCCAAGGAAACUUCUCAUGUAUUUUACCAAUGUGGCUUUUGCUGCUGAAUCCUACUUCCAAACUGUAAUCUGCAAUUCUCCAGAUUUUCAGAACACGACUGUGAACACUGAUCUUAGAUACUUUGUGUGGGAAAAUCCUCCUACGCUCGAACCACUUUUAUUAAACCAAUCUAAUUAUAAAGCAAUGGUCAAGAGUGGAGCAGCUUUCGCUCGGAGGUUCAUCGAGGACGAUCCUGUACUCCAAAAAGUUGACAAGUUGAUUCUGAGAAGAAAACCAAAUGGUGUUGGCCCUGGUAAGUGGUGUUCAGGACCGGAUCCAAAUCGCAAGGGAUUGGGUGCAGAUGUGUGCGCAAUUUGGGGAGAUAUCAAUGUGAUUGAGCCCCGGUCGACCGCGAAGAAACUUAGAAAACGGAUAGCUAAGGUUGUUUCAGAUGAAAGGUUGCAUGCAAAUCAGUGUAAAGUAUAGAAAGAGUAUAUUCAGUUCUGUAUCAUAUUUGUAUUAAUACAAAAUGAGGAGGUGAUGCUGAUCCUGCAGCGCGGCCUGUAUAUAGGAGGGUAGCAGCUUUUUGAGAGACUCGUUUGUUUCUUGGGAAGAAAUAAAGAAUAAACUUUUUAUGGAGGGAUUGUGGAGAGGGCGUCAUCUGGGGGCAGUCUGAUUCCUGUGAUGUGCAGCCUUCUUGUUGGAAGACUACUUUUGUUUACUUAAGAAAUAGAGUAAUACAGCUUAGAUGAAAUUAUUUGUAUAUCACUGUUAAACUACAUAAUGCUCUUUCUCUCACUCACUCUCUCUCAAAGUUAGAAUAAUAAUACAAAAAUUAGAAAGCAUUUUUUA
Molecule: messenger RNA, 1800 nt
Organism: Dendrobium catenatum
Lineage: Eukaryota; Viridiplantae; Streptophyta; Magnoliopsida; Asparagales; Orchidaceae
Product: beta-glucuronosyltransferase GlcAT14A
Exons: 5
Coding region: 205-1434 (409 amino acids)
Cellular component (GO): membrane
Molecular function (GO): glucuronosyltransferase activity
Source: RefSeq, a predicted model, not a curated record